AAGUAAAAUAACUACACAGAGAGAGCGAGGCUGUGGUAUCGAAAUCAAAAAACGCUGAGAUUGACGGAGAGACCUUGUGUCUGACUACACAAUCAAUGGCUUCCCCGGACACGGGCGUGACGAUGAUUCCGGCCGGCGAGGGGCCGUCUUCCUCCGCUGCUACGGGGUCGUCCAAGAAGCUGCGGCGAUUUGAAAUCAAGAAGUGGAACGCCGUCUCUCUUUGGGCUUGGGAUAUUGUUGUGGAUAACUGUGCGAUUUGCAGGAACCAUAUCAUGGAUCUCUGCAUUGAGUGCCAGGCUAACCAAGCUAGUGCCACAAGUGAGGAAUGUACUGUUGCUUGGGGGGUUUGCAACCAUGCAUUCCACUUCCACUGCAUCAGCAGAUGGCUCAAGACCCGGCAAGUUUGUCCAUUGGAUAACAGUGAGUGGGAGUUUCAAAAGUAUGGACAUUAGGAGCUUUGUACAUCUGAAUGGUUGGUCCUAUGGCUUGUCGUAAGUGGAUUUUUGGAAACCAUCACCAUCCUUUCAGCCUAGACUUGGUCCCCAGAAAGCUGUGAACAAAAACUGUUAGCUCUGUCCCAAUUAUAAUUACCCUGUCCUAGGAAUAUCAUAUCAGACCUGUUUCCUGCUGAACAAACUCGGUUGGUCCCUAUACAUAUACACUUGUUUCAUGCA
Diospyros lotus (date-plum) is the source of this 674-nucleotide messenger RNA. Its product is annotated as RING-box protein 1a. The record is from RefSeq and is a predicted model, not a curated record. Gene Ontology annotation, molecular function: ubiquitin protein ligase activity; cullin family protein binding; zinc ion binding. Bases 96 to 452 code for a protein of 118 amino acids. The transcript has 5 exons. Gene Ontology annotation, biological process: anaphase-promoting complex-dependent catabolic process; protein ubiquitination. Gene Ontology annotation, cellular component: nucleus; anaphase-promoting complex. Lineage: Eukaryota; Viridiplantae; Streptophyta; Magnoliopsida; Ericales; Ebenaceae.